UAAAGACGUUAUUCAAGUGAUGUGUUUGUCAUUUGAAAGAGUUAGUCUUUCAACCGAUUCUUGUGUUUUUCAUUAAUUUGUUAAGUCGCGAAUAAAUUAAUUUUACUAAAAUUAACAAACAAUCAAUUUUUAUAAGUUUAACUUUCCAAUCCGUUAUAAAUACGGAUGGAUUAUUUGUGUUAAUUUUUUUUAUCUGUAUCUUACAAUCCGUUGAGUCGUUUUUUGUUUUCAUCUUUGUUGUUUAUCUAUUGAUAUUACUACUUCAUACACUUUAUUCCGAGAUUUGAACCGUACAUAAGGUGGCAGACGUUCUAAUUCAAAGGUUUAGAAACUGAAGAAUAGAGAAAAAAAUAUUUCCUCUGACUCUGAAGAAGUUGUGAAACGUUUUGAUUAAAAAAAAAACGAAAAUGCAAAAUAUAGACAAUUUUAAGGGGCUACAGAAGAUUAUUGAAAUAGAGAAUGAAGCUUUUCGUGAUAGCUUAUCACCAACUCCAAUAUUCUCACCGGUUUCUCAACUCACUCGUGAUCUUGAUAAAUCAAAUCUAUCGUCUGGUGACACUCCGAAGCAAAGUAAACAACGAUGCGUUGAAGAUAUUAUCUUGAAGUCAGAUAUCGUUCAGAGUAAAUUGCUGGGAAAGUACGACGUUGAAGAUGAAAAACGACUUUUCAAAAACGUCUUUAAAAUUAAAGGAACUCCUGAAGGUAUUGUAAAAUCCAAAUUGAAAGCUAGGAGAAUGAUGACCAUGGCAUCACGACACCUGUCCAGUCCUGACUUGGUUCAUCUUACAAUCAAUAAAGAAAACGGCAGCGCACCCUGCAGUCCACUGGCUAUGAAAUUGAGCCCUCUUACGAGUGUGAAAUCCAAAACACCAAAAUCGAGAUGCCCGCUCGAAGAUUUCGAUCCCAAUAGCCAAGAUAGUGGAUAUGGUGCAGGUUAUCAAGAACCCGAAGAAGGUUUCCGGUUCGUUGAACCCUCGGGAGUGGCUCCUCGACGAAUGUCUAUGGAUUCGCGAAGUCCUCAAGAAUCACCAGUUCGUUCAUUUCCAGGAAAACGCCGUAUUCCAUUUUUAAAUAGACUCUCAUCUGAGGGUGAAGGUAUGGAUGAUGGUUUUAAUGAGCUUCUUGAUGCUGAAAAUUUCAUGGAUAAUCCCGAAAUGCCUAAUGGUCUGAAUGAUUUAAUAUCAGGAGAAAUAUUUUCGAUGAGUGAAAAUCCUAUGGAAUUAGAUGCCUCUACAACCCCAGAAUUCCCUCGAACCAGACCAACCGGUGUAAGACGAUCAUUGUCACUCCAAAAUGAUCGUAUGAAGCAUGAUUCUGAAAGUGGAACCCCGCCAAUAUCUAAAGUACGUUCUUGUUUAUUUCGUUCACCUAAUGCUACAUCAUCAGCCUCUAAAUUAGCUUACAAUGACAACAAACCAAGAUCUACUAUCUUCUCAUCGCCUGAAUCUCCAGCUGUACCUUUUAAGUCGUUUAAAAGACCUGAUCCACCGACUGACGCAAGCCCAGUUCUCGUGAAACGAUGCAAGAAGUCUUCAAGUUUACGCGAAUUUCAAGAAACUCCUGUUGAAGAACAUAAAAGUUCUUUUCCUAAAUAUCAUUCAGAACCAGAAGCUCAUGCUCAUAUUAAAUCUGCUAUUCAUCGUAGUACUACUGACUCUGAUCUAACUGGAGAUUUUAGCAAACCUUGUAUUUUACCGUUAGCUGAAGGACAUCAUGAGGAUUUAAAGUCCAUUUCAACUGAUACUUUGGCCGCUUUAAUUCGUGGUGAAUUUAAGGAUUCAGUAGAUUCAUUUAAAAUUGUUGACUGCCGUUAUCCUUAUGAAUUUGAAGCUGGCCAUAUCAAAGGCGCUAUAAAUCUCUAUACUAGAGAUUUAAUCGAAGAAUAUUUGAUGAAUCCAAUCACUCAUACUCCAGAAAUUCAACCUGAUACAAAUAAAAGGAGAAUUCUAGUAUUUCACUGUGAAUUUUCCUGGGAACGUGGACCUAAUCUAUCACGUUACUUGAGAAAUAUCGACAGAAAGCUCAACAAAGAGCAUUAUCCAGCUUUACAUUAUCCUGAAAUUUAUCUUCUCCAUGGAGGAUAUCAACAAUUUUAUCGUGCACAGAAAGAACUUUGCACUCCACAGGGAUAUAGAUCAAUGACACACCCAGAUCAUGAAGCUGACUUACGUAAAUUCCGUAGCAAAAGUAAAAGUUGGCAAGGUGAAAAGUCAAGAACUAGUCUUAUUUCACGCGCUAAUUUGAAAAGACUAGGAUUGUAAAUAGAAACAUUGUAAAAAUAGUGUUAAUAAUAUGUAAACGUGUACAGUAUAGUUUUGAAAACAAAACAAUCACGUUUUGAUAGUGCAAAAAUAUGAAAGAAAAACAAAUAUUAUACUUCUUACUUUGAAUUAAGGAUGAAGAAAAAUGCAAAAAGUUGACUUUUGUAUAUAGAGCUGUAAUUAAUUAAAAUUUAAAGAAAAAUUUCUAGUACAAUUAAAAAAACUCAAUGCGCUUAUUAUUAUGAUUGUAUUGACGUACAGUAGCAAAUAAUUCUUCGAAUACUUUUGCAGUAAAGUUGUAGUCGACAAUUAUUUUUAUUUUCUUUGUAAAAUAAAUAAUAUAGAAAUGAGAGAUGAUAUGUGUAUAAAGCUAAUGAAGGAUGAAUAAUAGAAUAAUUUAAAAAUGCAAUAGCCUCGUUUCCUAAUAGUUAAUUGUAAGAAACUGAGGCCUUAUUAUUGAAAAAUAGAAUUGUUAUAGAAUUAUAGUAAGUUUAAUAGAAUUAUAAUGCUUGUACAUUAUUCGGGCGGGCAUCCCAUUUGUAUAGAAACGAGCUUAAUUCAUAUCACAAUUCUAUUUUACUCAAUAAAAUAUGUUUAUAAUUUCAAGCAAAGAAAGAUAUAUUUGACGAGGAUCAAUUGCAAAUAGAAUAAGAAAAAUUUUUGUGUCAUUUAUAAAUUUUUUUAUACGUUGAUAAAUUUAUUGAAAUAAUUCUUUCAUCGAUUGUCUUGAAAUUUUCAAUGAAAAUUCUUCAUUAACAUCACUUUACUAUGUACAGGAACCAAAUUUUCAAUUAUGUAUUAAAGUAGUAGAUAAGAACGUAUGUCAAUAAAAUGUGCAAAAUUAUAA
Messenger RNA from Chelonus insularis, 3108 nucleotides. Its product is annotated as M-phase inducer phosphatase-like. The coding region runs from base 408 to 2261 and encodes 617 amino acids. The transcript has 5 exons. NCBI's taxonomy places the organism in Eukaryota, Metazoa, Arthropoda, Insecta, Hymenoptera, Braconidae. Gene Ontology annotation, cellular component: cytoplasm; nucleus. The record is from RefSeq and is a predicted model, not a curated record. Gene Ontology annotation, molecular function: protein tyrosine phosphatase activity. Gene Ontology annotation, biological process: positive regulation of G2/M transition of mitotic cell cycle; G2/M transition of mitotic cell cycle; positive regulation of G2/MI transition of meiotic cell cycle.